Knipowitschia caucasica is the source of this 2835-nucleotide messenger RNA. NCBI's taxonomy places the organism in Eukaryota, Metazoa, Chordata, Actinopteri, Gobiiformes, Gobiidae. The record is from the annotation of a GenBank genome assembly.
AUGAACUUUCUCUCCGUACUACUCAUUUGCUUGGCUUCAGUUGCUAGUGGCAACAAAGCCAAUAAGCACAAGCCGUGGAUCGAGACGGAAUAUCAGGGCAUCGUCAUGGAGAACGACAACACAGUACUGCUCAACCCUCCGCUGUUCGCUCUGGACAAGGACGCACCACUGCACUACGCUGGUGAGAUCUGUGGCUUCAAAGUGCACAAUGGUCCGUCGGGGCCUGGGACUGUCCAGUUUGAGGCAGUGGUCUUGGACCGGUCCACUGGGGAGGGUCUGGUCCGGUCCAAAGAGCCGCUGGACUGUGAGAGCCAGCGCGAGCACAGCUUUACCAUCCAGGCCUACGACUGCGGAGAGGGGCCCGACGGAGUCAACAGCAAGAAGUCCCACAAAGCGACCGUGCAUGUGCGUGUGAAUGACGUGAACGAGUUUUCCCCGGUGUUUGUGGAGCGGCGCUACGAGGCGUCUGUCCCAGAAAGCCGUUUGUUUGAGCGGAUCGUCCGCGUGGAGGCUCUGGACGCAGACUGCUCCCCACAGUACAGUCAGAUCUGCUUCUACGACAUCAUCACUCCCAACGUGCCUUUCGCCAUUGACAACGACGGUAACAUCAAAAACACAGAGCCCUUGGACUCAAAGCGGCAGCGUGUUCACACUUUCUGGGUGACUGCCUUCGAUUGUGGGAAGAACCGCGCUCAAGCCGACGCGCAGGUGGUGGUCACGGUCAAGCCGUCCUGCAAACCGGGAUGGAUCGGUUGGACAAAGCGUGUGGAGUACACCCCUGGGUCUGGAAGCAUCCCCUUGUUCCCCAGCCUGCACCUGGAGACCUGCGAGGAGACUGUGUGGAACAUCCAGGCCACCGUAGAGCUGCAGACUGGACACAUCGGCAAAGGCUGUGACCGCGACAGUUACUCUGACCGCUCAGUGCGCCGCCUCUGUGGUGCUGUGCGGGGUGAGGUGGACCUCUUGCCCCCUCCGUCACCUGCUGCUAACUGGACGUCCGCUCUGCCCACGCUGCCCUCUUCGGACUCCUCUCUGGUCUUCUCCUUUAAUGGUUCCAGUCAUGUGGCCGUGGUCCCAGAUGCAGUGGUCUCCAGUCUGUCUGGGGACCACUUCACUCUGCAGCUGUGGAUGAGACGAGGAGGCGCCAACAUCCAGUCCUCGUCCCAAAGCAGAGGCAGUCGGCGCGAGGAGGAGACCAUCGUCUGCAGCACGGUCAAGAACGAUGACUCCUUCUCCCACUACUCUCUGUCGGUGCACGGCUGCCGGCUCUCGCUCUUCUACUGGCCGGAUGUGUCUGCGGCGCGUCCCGUCAAGUUCCUCUGGAAACUGGAGCAGGUGUGCGACAGCGAGUGGCAUCAUCUCUCCCUCAGCGUCCAGUUUCCCUCCGUCACUCUGUACGUGGACGGCGUAACCUUUGACCCCGCCCUCAUCCAUGACAACGGCGCCAUUCCAAACCCUGCCCCUCGACAACGCAUGUCCAUCGGCGCCUGCUGGGAGCCUGAGGAAGAGACACGUGAGAUCUUCAACAACACAGUCCCAGAAGUGAAGUACGUGGGCGGGUAUCAUGGCCUGUUGUCGGGGGUGACGGUGCGUCCGGGCAGCGUGGAGCCUCACAGUGUGGUGGAGUGUCUGUACGCCUGCAGAGAGGGCCUGGACUUUGGAGACCUGGAGACCCUGGGCUCCGGGAUGAAGGUGCACGUGAACCCGAGUCAGUCUGUUCUGGUUUUGGAGGGAGAUGACAUCGAGAGCUUUAACCGCGCAGUGCAGCAGGUCACCUACAGGAACUCUCUCCGCUUUGCCACGCCUGGAGUGCGGCCUCUCAAACUCACCACCUCACUCAGAUGCUUCAAUGAGGAGAGCUGCCUGUCCCUGAAGCAGCUGGAGGGGUACCUGGUGGUGCUGCAGCCCGACGCCCCUCAGAUCUCACUGUCAGGGGUCGGGCCACACCUCGCUCGUCCCGCCCCUGAGUUUGAGAGCCCCCGCGGCGUCCCCCUGUUCCCCGAGCUGAGAAUCGUCUGCUCUCUGUCACACGCCGUCAACACCGCAGCACAAGGGAUGGAGGGAGGAGCCCUGAUGUCGGACGCCGUCGCCCACACGCUGGACGGGUGUGAGGUGCAGCCGCUGGGUGAGGAGCUGAACGCCGAGAGGGAGGAGCUUCUGGUGGACAUGGAUGUGGUGCGUGAGCGAGGCCUGGAGAUCAUCAACACCACUGCCUACAUCGCAAUCACAGGAGCUGAGUCCAUCUCUGUGUAUGAGGACGUCCUCCGCUCAGUCCGCUACCGUCUGGCCAAAGGCUCAGCGCGCUUUGAGAGGCGCUUCCGUUUGUCCUGCUCUGAGAUGAACGGCCGAUACACGAGCAAUGAGCUGACUUUGGAGGUGAACUUCCUCCACUCCCUGGACAGCCUGUACCACCCCUCUCACCUCCUCGCCUCACAGCAGCAGUUUCUCCAUCCGUCACAUCACGCAGGGGAACUGAGCGGGCACACUUUGCCCAAUCCACACCGCAACUCAGUGGUACCAGGAGCAGCCACCGUCAUCAUCAUGGUGUGUGUGGGCUUCCUGGUCGUCAUGGUGAUCUUGGGCGUGUUCCGAAUCCGCUCCAUCCAUCGCCGCAGUGAAGGUAGCAGAGGCGGAGCCAAAGAGGGAGGCAACCAAUGGGAUGAUUCCGCACUCACCAUCAUAGUCAACCCCAUGGAGUCGUACGAGUCUCGCCUGGGCACAGAAGGGGAGGAAGAGGAGGAGGAGGAGGCCCCAGAGUCUCCGGAUGAGGGCAGCGAUGAUCAGAGAGUCAUCAUCAAGAAGGAGGCCAGAGACAGCAACGCUCGCCGCUACUAA